This is a messenger RNA of Neurospora hispaniola, 468 nucleotides long. RefSeq lists its product as uncharacterized. The coding region runs from base 1 to 468 and encodes 155 amino acids. The transcript has 2 exons. The record is from RefSeq and is a predicted model, not a curated record. NCBI's taxonomy places the organism in Eukaryota, Fungi, Ascomycota, Sordariomycetes, Sordariales, Sordariaceae.
AUGCUCAUUAGCCCUCCCCCCACAUCAUCGUCCUUCUCCUUCGUUUCGAGCAAAAUUGAGAAGAAAGAAGACUCCUCCGACUGUCCCGACGGCGAUCUCCUGGCCUGUAUGCAAGUCCUCGUCGCCAUCCUCGCCAACAUGCUCGUCUGGGGCUGCCCGUCCGCCUUUGACGUUUACCAGCUCUAUUACAUCGACACGAUGCGAGCUGCCCUCAUCCCAAGUCUCUGGACCAUGACCUUUGGGUGCGGGACGGUGGUUUUUGGCACCUUUAUAACGAGCCUGUGCGGCCGCGGCGGCGAGCCCCGCGAGAGCAACAAGUAUUCGCAGAUCUCCCUGGCCGAAGGGGUUUGCACGUGGUUCGGGCUGGGCAUCUACUUCAUACCUCCGCUAUCGGUAGUAACCUUGUACUUCGGCAUGGAGAAAUCGUCGGUCGUCUUGGUAGUGUUGGUGAUAGGGAUUGGGCUCUGA